AUGACUCGGCUUCCAAGGUUUCAUGCAUCCAUGGAAUCGGGUCAACUAAGGAACAGUAUUGUUUCCUCCACCUCGAGUCACUCUCUUGCUGAGGCUAAUUUAGCUGAUCUCACCUUCUUUUUUAAUGCCUGGCUCUCGCAAAAUAUCGGUGAUGGUCAGGUCACACGGGAGGUGGCAUCCAGAGCCUCCUUGGGGUUGAUUCUGCAGGAACAACGACGUCUUCGCCUAGAGGCUCUGAAAAGAUCACAAAGGAUCACACCCGCCUUACUUGUUACUGAAGAGCCUAAAGUGGUGAUGAAAGAUUUGUCACAGCUUCCUACUGUUCAAUACCAUGUAAUGGUUAAAACCAGUGAUUUGUGGAACUCUGGGACGGCCGCCACUGUCAUGGUUUUGCUUCUUGGGCAGUUUGGUGAUUCUGGCCCUCGUCAUCUGUGGAACAGAGAAUUGAUGAAGAGGCGACCUUUUCAGCAGGGCCAAGUGGACGAGUUCAAGAUUCAGUGUGUGACCUUGGGUCGUCUGAAUUCACUUAAAGUGUGGCUGGAGUCCUCUCUGAGGAAGACAUUAGAGACAUGGUGCCUGGAGUGGAUUCAAGUAAUUGAAGAGGAUGUUUCUUUAAGCAACAUUUCUCCUCCAACCCCGGCGAUUGUUCGUCAACCACCGACGCUAUUCCACGGCGACCAGUGGCUUUAUUCAGAGCCAGUAGCUAACAUUCUUCAAAUGCCCCCAAUUCUUCAGCCAGUAGACCGCAUUUUUGGACUUGAUGAAGAAUCGCACUACGGAUUUCCGACCAGGAUAUCAAAGUUGUGGAAGUCGAUGGCAUGGAUAUUCAAAAACGGCAUGGAAAUAUCCUUUUAUUCACUGGUGACUGGUUACCCACUCAGUAUGAUGUCUUGCGGUCAGGUUAAAUCCAUUAAAGCCAUAAGUGAUUCCUUCACUGAGAUCCUAUUUACCGUCCGUACAACGGACUACAUCGUCACGGCAAGGCACCGGCGAGCAUUUGUUAGGUCUACAUUGAAAAAGAGCCAGAGGACACCGAAUGAUGCACAAGACAAGACCAAAAUCGUGCUUCCUGUUUUCCAAUUUGCUCUCACCUCGAAGCCAUGGCUCCAUUUGACGUUGGCAGAGGAUGGAAGUCUAUGUGUAAGAGGCACUUCUGAAUCAGAUGAAUCUAAGGGCUUUCUCGUUCGACCGCAGUUGGAUGGUUUUGUACAGUUGGAAUCGGUUCAUCUGAGGGAUUACAUUGAGCGAGCGUCAAAAAUUCGUGUCGACCCAUCUGAUGGAAGAGUUUCUGUAAGAGAAACUGUCGACCACAAGGAGACCUUAUUGAUGCCAUUUGUCAAGGGUUCAAUGCGGGAUCAAGGCAUAAUCAUGUUGUGCACCAACUCGGAACAGACGUUAAUUCCACGCGCAGAUGAGCAAUCAGCUGAUAAUUUGAUUGCCAUGGCGACUGGAAACCAUACCAACGAGAGCCACUGGCGUGUUCAUCGAGUUAAUAAGCAAAUUAGGGCCUUUGAAUCAGUUGUCCAUUGUGGACAUUUUCUGCAAAUCAAAGAAGGAGGAACAGUGGAUGUCAUGGUAAGAUAG
Messenger RNA from Echinococcus granulosus, 1584 nucleotides. RefSeq lists its product as hypothetical. The coding region runs from base 1 to 1584 and encodes 527 amino acids. Lineage: Eukaryota; Metazoa; Platyhelminthes; Cestoda; Cyclophyllidea; Taeniidae. The record is from RefSeq and is a predicted model, not a curated record. The transcript has 7 exons. Gene Ontology annotation, molecular function: protein binding.